Molecule: messenger RNA, 1845 nt
Organism: Aspergillus chevalieri
Lineage: Eukaryota; Fungi; Ascomycota; Eurotiomycetes; Eurotiales; Aspergillaceae
Exons: 3
Coding region: 1-1845 (614 amino acids)
Molecular function (GO): FAD binding
Source: RefSeq, a predicted model, not a curated record
AUGACACCGUCAAUAAGCGAUCUUCCUGCAUCACCAUGUAGUCAACCACAUCAUGAAACAACCACAGAUGACACAAUCGACACCGAAAUCUUAAUCGUCGGCGCGGGACCAGCAGGUGCUGCACUGGCAUGUUUCCUCGGUUCAUAUGGCCUCAAAGGAAUCAUGAUCAGUGCCGCUCCUGGCACAGCCAAUACUCCCAGAGCCCAUAUCACUAACAUGGCCGCCCUAGAAUGUCUCCGAGAUAUCGGACUCGAGCAGGAAAUCAACCAGGUCGCAUGCAGUGGUGACCAGCAUAUGGUUCAUACCAGAUGGUGUCACAGCAUGGCUGGUGAAGAAUAUGCUCGUAUUCAUUCUUGGGGCAAUGAUCCUAAGCGAAAGGGUGACUAUGAAACAGCCAGUCCUUGCUCUCCGGUUGAUCUUCCGCAGACUCUGCUGGAACCUAUUUUGGUCCGGCAUGCAAUUUUGAAAGGCUUCACUACUCGCUUUGAUACGACGCUUCUUUCUUUCAUUGAGGAUAAUGGGAUUAUUACCGCUACCGUCACCGAUAAUCUCUCCAGACAUGAGUAUCGAAUUCGAACCAGGUACCUCUUUGGUGCCGAUGGAGCCCGCAGCCAAAUCGUCAAACAACUCAACCUUCCCUUGGCAGUAAAGCCAGGCCAGGGACUUGCAAUAAACGUUCUCGUCAGAGCUGAUCUGUCGCACCUCGUUGAGCAUCGCAAGGGCAACCUGCACUGGAUUAUGCAGCCGGAUCGCAAACACCCGGAUUUUGGUUGGAUGGCGAUUGUGCGGAUGGUCAAACCGUGGAAUGAGUGGAUGUUCAUCCUGUUCCCAACGAAAGAUUUUGACCCCCGAGCGAAUCCGUCGAGGGAGAAGUAUCUUCAGCGGGUGCGCGAGUUUAUCGGGGAUGAAACGCCAGUGGAGAUUGUUGAUAUAUCAAAGUGGAGUAUCAAUGAGAUCGUCGCGGAAGAGUACUCGCGUGGGAAUGUAUUCUGCCUUGGUGAUGCUGUCCAUCGCCACCCACCAUUAAACGGCCUAGGCUCAAAUACCUGCAUCCAAGAUGCAUUCAACGUCGCCUGGAAGAUCGCUUACGUUCACCAAGGCCUCGCGUCUCCAACCCUCUUGGCAAGCUAUUCAACGGAACGGCAACCCGUCGGUCACUCCAUCGUCACGCGCGCAAACCAGGCAUUUCGUGAUCACGCAGACAUCUGGGAUGCAUUGGGAAUGCUGAACGAAGAUGUCGAGAGCCGGAGAGCAGCGCUCGAAGAGCUAUCUGCGGUGACUCGAAACGGACAGAAACGACGUCGUGCUCUGCAAGAAGCUAUUUCGCAUACGUGCCAUGAGUUCCAUGGAUUGGGUGUUGAGAUGAACCAGCAUUAUUCAGGGUCGGGAAUUUACGAUGCGGACGAAUCAAUGCCCUAUGCUCUGCGUGGUAAAGCCGCCAAAGAUCCCGUUUUGUACCACGAGCCCAGUACAUAUCCGGGUUGCCGGCUGCCACAUGUUUGGCUCCAUAAGACUGUUCCAGGGAAACCGGUUUCUACGAUUGACUUAGCGGGGCAUAGGACAUUUACUCUUUUCACUGGCGUGGGAGGCGAGUCCUGGAAGAUAGCUGCGGAGUCUGUUUCAAAGGAAUUGAAGGUUCCGCUAAAAGCGUGCUCGAUUGGGUUCCGGCAAGACUGGGAGGAUAUGUAUUAUGGUUGGGAACGGGUAAGGGGAGUGGGUGAGUCUGGGGCUGUGUUGAUAAGGCCGGAUCGCUUUGUAGCUUGGAGGGCGUCUGCGGCGUUGGAGAAUGCAGAGAUGUGUGAAAGAAAAUUGGGUGAGGUUUCGAGAUCGAUUUUAGGUUAUUGA